AUGUUCGGAAUUGACUUACAAGCAGAAGGAACGCCAUAUAAAGAAUAUGUUCUUUACUUUUCCCUGUUAGCCUACGUAGGCGAACAGUACCUAAGUCUUCGUCAGUAUCGGAAGCUAUGCGAGCCUGAUCCUCCAAAAUCACUUCAAGACAUUGAUGAAGUGAAGAAGAAAUUCCAGAGUGCCCAGGCCUAUGGAAAAGAUAGGUUGAAGUUUAGAUUUGUAUCGGAAGGUUUUUUGCAGCUGCAAACGAUGGCAUAUUUGGUUUUCGAUUUAUAUCCAUGGUUGUGGGAUGUUUCUGGAAAUUGGUUGGCAUAUGCGGGAUAUGGAGAGGAAUACGAGAUCACACAAUCGCUAGUUUUUACCGUAUUAUUCUCCUUGCUGACAUGGAUCAUGUAUCUUCCGUUGACACUUUAUAAUACCUUUGUAAUUGAAGAAAGGCACGGAUUCAACAAGAUGACUUUACGACUGUUCUUCAUGGAUACUUUGAAGGGAUUUCUAUUGGCUGGAGUCAUUGGUUUGCCCGUGGUGGCUACAGUUCUGCAGAUAAUAAAGUGGACUGGAUAUAACUUUUAUAUAUACGUGUGGGCAUUUAUGUUAGUGUUUAAUUUCAUUCUGAUCACAAUAUAUCCUACAUUUAUCCAGCCGUUGUUCAACAAAGUAGAUCCAUUACCUGAUGGCCCACUCAGGACAGAGAUUGAGAAGCUUGCUUCCAGUAUCAAUUUUCCAUUGAAGCAGUUGUAUAUAAUUGAUGGGAGUACGCGAUCCGCGCACUCUAACGCGUAUUUUUAUGGAUUCUUUAAGAACAAAAGGAUUGUCCUCUUUGAUACUUUGCUCGAUCAAGUAGAACAAGAGGAGAUUCUCGCUAUUGUUGGUCACGAAUUGGGUCACUGGGCACUCAAUCAUACUGUAAAAGUCCUAGUAAUAUCACAAGCACAGAUAUUCAUGCUGUUCUAU
Molecule: messenger RNA, 954 nt
Organism: Paraglomus occultum
Lineage: Eukaryota; Fungi; Glomeromycota; Glomeromycetes; Paraglomerales; Paraglomeraceae
Source: the annotation of a GenBank genome assembly